AUGCGUCCGAGGUCACCGACUAACUCCCUCAUCGUCACCAAUGUGCCUCCUGAAAUACUUGCUGACCCAAGUCAGCUCGCAGGUUUUUUGGCGGAAGCUAAUCACCCCAUUGAGCUAGUUGCUCUCAACAAGCUUGAAAGAAUCAUCAUCAUAUGCGAGACUUCUGAGGUAGCCACACAAGUAAAGGAUCUCCUUCGUCUGUCUCCACAGUGGGGGGCCAUGCGCAGUACUUACAGCAUCAAGAACAACGAACUUGGUGAUUCGUGGCUUGGUGACUCCAAAAAGAACACCUUGCCACAACUCGAAAGCAUGCUGUUUCCAUCUACAGGGUACUUGGAAUUGCCACAAGAUGCACAUACACGGAGAUUCGUCAUUUCUCCGCCGUUGUCACCACCAGCAGAAUGGGACCUUUGGGAUAAAGUAGAGGACGGUCCCAAUCAGAAGGCUGUGUAUUCGCCACAAGAACUCUCACAUUUAUUGUGGGAAAGGUUAGGAGGCUUCGACAGCUCAAAGGUGCGGCCAUACCGUGAAAACGAAGACGACGACAGUGAAUCUGGAGAGGUGGACAUCGAGGGUAAAUCCGAGCUCUUGUUUGAAAAUAUAGAGAACGGGUCUCCAGCCAUAGUGUUGGAUAGCGUGAAACAUUCCGGGAAAGGUGAGCAAAAGACCAUUGCAAAGACUGCUAUGCCUCCCAUCGAGUGA
This is a messenger RNA of Suhomyces tanzawaensis NRRL Y-17324, 702 nucleotides long. It is a transcript of the gene RCN1, whose product is annotated as Rcn1p. Bases 1 to 702 code for a protein of 233 amino acids. The record is from RefSeq and is a predicted model, not a curated record. Gene Ontology annotation, cellular component: nucleus; cytoplasm. Lineage: Eukaryota; Fungi; Ascomycota; Pichiomycetes; Serinales; Debaryomycetaceae. The transcript has a single exon. Gene Ontology annotation, biological process: calcium-mediated signaling. Gene Ontology annotation, molecular function: calcium-dependent protein serine/threonine phosphatase regulator activity.